AUGGCUUUUUCAACCUCUUCCCUCAGCUUCACCCCCUCCUUUGUGAAACUUGCCAACCCAAGGCUGCUGCCGUCCAUUGCCACACCCACGGACGUAGCUCCACAAGUCCUUCAUGUCUGUGAGAUCAAUGAGCUUGACCGUGCAAGCCUAGCUUACUUGAGGUUGAGUCAGAAAGAAGUCAACAGACUCGGUGAUCUCGUCCCCUUCACUAACAGAUUGUACACUGGUGAUUUGCAGAAGCGCAUUGGAAUUACAGCAGGGAUAUCCACUUUGAUCCAAAACAAACCAGAAAAUAACGGUGACCGAUAUGAGGUUGCUUACAGCUUCUACUUCGGAGACUAUGGUCACAUAUCUGUGCAGGGAGCCUAUUUGACUUAUGAGGACUCUUAUUUGGCUGUGACUGGUGGGUCUGGAAGUUUUGAAGGUGUGUAUGGUCAAGUGAAGUUGCACCAGCUUGUGUGUCAUCCUCUCAAAAUAUUGUACACCUUUUAUCUAAAGGGUAUCAAGGACUUGCCUGAAGAGCUUCUUGGGAAACAUGUGGAGCCUAGCCCUGAUGUUGUGCCCACUGCAGCUGCUAAGGCAUGUGAGCCCCAUGCCACCGUUUCUAAUUUCACUGAUUAA
Prunus avium (sweet cherry) is the source of this 621-nucleotide messenger RNA. The record is from RefSeq and is a predicted model, not a curated record. Lineage: Eukaryota; Viridiplantae; Streptophyta; Magnoliopsida; Rosales; Rosaceae.